This is a messenger RNA of Esox lucius (northern pike), 3527 nucleotides long. Its product is annotated as scavenger receptor cysteine-rich type 1 protein M130. The coding region runs from base 462 to 2333 and encodes 623 amino acids. The record is from RefSeq and is a predicted model, not a curated record. Gene Ontology annotation, cellular component: membrane. The transcript is spliced from 13 exons. NCBI's taxonomy places the organism in Eukaryota, Metazoa, Chordata, Actinopteri, Esociformes, Esocidae.
UGGGAACGAGAUUAACAGAAAGAUGACAUUGUUAAUUUUUAUUUAUUACGGUCUUCAAGUUCCUUUUUUAGGAUGAUGCGUCUCCGUUGCUGAAUCUUUAGCGGAUUGGCACGACACAGAGUUUGUACAUAACUUUGAUCAUGAAAAAUCAUCAACAAUUGUACAGAUAACAUAGUUCUGUAUUUUACAAUUAUACAAAUAUGAAAACUUUGAUAAAAUCGAAGAAAAAAAUCUAUUUUACGAUAUCGUUUGAGUAUAUGACCAAGUGGUAGGUGUGACAUUACAGUAAACUUGAGGUGCGCUUAUAGCACGGGAAAAGAGAGUGGGUUACGCCUCGAAUAAUGCAGGCGCAGAAAAAAAUUGUGCAGGGUUUAUACAGGUUGAUGCAUUGAUCCGACCUCAGAAACGUUCUCCUUUGGCAUCGUCGUUCUCUUUCGGUUUCGUUCUGUUAUCAAUACACGAUGAAAUUCUUAAAACUAAUUCUAAUCCUCCAGGAGUUGCUUCAGUGUCAAGGAAAUCAAAAUUCCUCCUCUGAAAAUGGAAAAAAUGCAUCACACCUCGAGCAUUACAAAAAUCAAACUAUACCCUACAUAACUCUACACUUUAAUGCAUGUUCGUGGAGUCCCAGGAUCCUAAAAAAUGAGAGCUGGACUUCAGUCACAUUGACUGCACAGUCCAGAGACAAAGUAGCCCGUCAGAUCUGCAUGGGGCAUGGGUGUGGGGGUGUUUACAGGGUUAGUGAGACCAUUGCCCCACCCAACAGCACCUGUCUUAAUGGUUGCAUCUAUCAUGAUGGUCGCCUUCAGAACUGCGCUUAUGCUACAGAAAGCAAUUGCACAAUUGUGUCUGAUGUUGUUUGCGGGCACCAGAUUGUGAGGCUGGCUGGAGGCGCACACCACUGUGCUGGACGUGUGGAGCUGUGGAAAGAGAAAAAAUGGGGCACGGUGUGUGACGAUGAAUGGGACUUGAGGGAUGGCAACAUUGUAUGUGCUCAGCUUGGCUGUGGCUAUGCCCUCAGUGUGACAGGGCAGGGUGGAGCCUUCCCUAAAGGAAAAGGUGACAUCUACCUGGAUGAGCUGAACUGUACUGGUAAGGAGGGUAACCUGUGGCAGUGUCCAACUGCAGAGGAAAACCUUGACUGUGGACACAAGGAAGAUGCUGGUGUAAUAUGCUCAGAGCUGAAGGAAGUGAGACUUACUGGAGGUGUGGACCGUUGUUCUGGUAAAGUGGAGAUUCACCGCAAUGGAUCAUGGGGGACAGUGUGUGAUAACUGCUGGGGGAAAGAAGAAGCCUCCAUGGUGUGUUCCAUGUUGGGCUGUGGGAAACCAGUUAAUUUUUUAGCGUUCAAACCCCCUUUCACCCACAACAAUGGGACUCUGUAUUUCUACCAAUGCUUUAAACAUCACACAAACCUUUGGCAGUGUAAGGAAAUGACCAACAAGACAAUACUGUGUGCUGAUUCAAAAGCAGCUGGACUUAUUUGUAGUGAAUCUAGAGGACAAUAUCUUCCACUUACUACAGAAGGAAGCUCAACAGUGCUUAACAGCACCUCAGACCCAAUGACUACAACCAGUGUAGUAAAUAAUGAUUUCCAAUGGCCUAUGUCACUAGAGGUUCUGGGGUGUAUUGUCCUGGCUGUCCUUCUGUUCAUAGCUCUGGUCACACUCACUUGGCUUUGCUGCUGCUACAGGAAGAGAUAUGCUAAGCAGAAGCAUGCAAAUCUGCAGAUGACGACUGAAUGUCAUGACAACGACUACAAAGACUCUGUGAAUCUUGUCAAAGUUACCGCCAGCAGUCCCACUGAAAGUGAAGUUCUGUCAAAUCCCAGGUAUCAGUGGCAACAGAGCAGUCUGGAGAGCACCUCGGUUGAUACAGACUAUGAACAAUACGAUUUAAACAAUGAGUUGACUGUCCCAAUGACCACCUUUCGGAAUUCACUACGGCACAGACAAGAGAACAGAAACCCAUUUUUGAGAAUUGCGGCUCUAGACAGUCUAUCCGAGGAAGGUAUGUCUGACCAAGCACUGGGUAAAACUGCCGGACCCCCAAGUGAGAACUCCUUUGAUUCUUCCAGCACUUCUUCUGAUGAGUGCUAUGAAAACACUGGAAGAGAUGUGGAAAUAUUACUAACAUCAGAAGCCUUGGAUGAACAGAGGGGUCCGACAACUGAUGAAGGCAAGCAACGCUGCUUUCAGAUCCAACAAUGCGGAGGCCUACAGCUCAUCCAAGGAUCAAGAUGGCUAAACAUGACCACAAACUGUGGCUUGAGGAGCACUUCAACCACAACUCCGAGCCUUGAUGCAUGUGACAGUGCAUCAAGACUUCCAUCAUAGACUUCCGGCCAAAGAACCCUAGCCAGCGACGUCUCCAUCAUCAAAGAGUUAAACAGGUUCUAUGCUUGCUUUGACAAGAACAACAAAAAUCCAGCCAUUAAAGCUGAGCUCCCCCCAGACGACCUCCCCCUCAGACUAUCCACCACAGAUGUGUUGUCUGCACUGAGAAGGCUGAAUGCAGGCAGGGCUGCAGGUCCUGAUGGUGUCCCACACGCUGAGCAGCUGGCUGAGGUCUUUACUAACAACCUGGCCCUAAUGGCAAAGAAAACCAAGGAGCUCAUUGUGGAUUACAUGACGUCUAAAGUCAAUGCCCCAGUUUCUAUAAAACAGUUCAAAUGUUUGAUACAAAACAGUUUCACUGAUUGCUUUUCUUAAUGUUUCUACAUAUUUUCCUGUGUGUGCAUAUAAAAAAAGGUAUGCUCUUUCUGUAUCAUGGGCUCAAGAGACCUUAGUCUCAGCUUCAUUUCCCUGUUUAAAUAAAGGUUAAAUAUCCAAACUAUUUCAGUUUCUAUAUUCCUGAAAGGACUGCAUAGGGGAAAGUAAUAGGGCACAAUAUUGUGGCCUAUUAACCGAAAUGGAACUGAGCUAAUAAUCUCUACUUGCUCCUGUUCCUUAAUGUCAUACCGUGAUAUUUGCAAAAAGUUGUUGUAAACACCUUAAUCAACACAUUUUGAAAAGGGGAGACUUGCUGUAUGUGCCUUUCCCAUAAUUUGCCAAUUGUAAACAUUUCCACAAAGGAUUAGCUGUUAAAUUUUUUAGAGUUAGGAAAUUAUGUACUGUGGAUCUCAAUUAUUAUCUUAGAUCUAUGUACUUGUUUAGGAUCAAAUCCUAUAUGUGCUCAAUUAUUGGACAUACUGGCAUCUUUUCAUCACAGCCUGUGAUGAAAAUACUUUAGCAUUAUGGAAAAGACUUUAGCAUUAUUCUCAAGGUUGAAAUAAUACAGCUGUUCCCUGGAGGGGACCAAAACAAUGCUUAUUCUAUAGAUAGUUGUCAGUUGCACCGAAAAUAAAUUGUUUUGCUUUCUGACAUAAGUAACGCUAGUAAAUUAAUAAAAUAAUUUAUAUUAACAUAAUAUACAUUUCUAGUACCUGAAAUCCAGUUUAAGUUUAGAUUUUUCAAUUUCAUUUUCAUUCUUUUUUUUUUUUAAAUUACAAUUUAAAUUUAUAUUCAUGCAAGGCAUUUGUAUUUCAUUCU